Pseudophryne corroboree (corroboree frog) is the source of this 1068-nucleotide messenger RNA. RefSeq names its product taste receptor type 2 member 9-like. Bases 1 to 1068 code for a protein of 355 amino acids. Lineage: Eukaryota; Metazoa; Chordata; Amphibia; Anura; Myobatrachidae. The record is from RefSeq and is a predicted model, not a curated record. Gene Ontology annotation, molecular function: bitter taste receptor activity; G protein-coupled receptor activity. Gene Ontology annotation, biological process: G protein-coupled receptor signaling pathway; sensory perception of taste. Gene Ontology annotation, cellular component: membrane. The transcript is spliced from 2 exons.
AUGGUCACAAUUCCUCCUCCCAAGGUGGAAAACCCAAAGGAAAACAACCUUGGACAGGUAACAAGCCUACCCCCAAGCCAGCUGAAAAACAACCCACAUGAUGGACAUGAAUCACAUAUGUCUCUCGAGUACUCCGGCAUUGUGAAAGCUCUCCGGAGCUGCCUGUCUCUCGGCAUCAUCAUGCCUUCUGCCACCGUAUGGGGUUUUACGGCACUCAUGAUCUUAGUCUGUCUCCUGAGUCUCACCACCAAUGGGUUUGUGUUGGGAGUCUACCUUUUGGACCGUAUUCAUUCUCUCCCCAACACAAGAGCGGACAUGUACAUGUUCUCUACGGCAUCAUCCAAUUUUUGCCUCCAGAUUUGGUCUACUGCCAGUUGGAUUUGUGCCUUCACUCAAGACAAGGACUCUCUCUGCCUCAUUGCCAACGCCUUCAAGAUAAUUGCCAGUUCCUCCAGCCUGCUAUUGGCUGCAUCUCUUUGCAUGUUCUACUGCAGUAGGAUCGUCGUGUGCAAGAACAGCUUCAUUCGAAGGAUACAAAUACAAAUCACACGCUAUUACAGAUUUGUUAUAUUUGGGGCUAUCUUUCUGUGCACGUUGAUGGGACUACCCUUGAUAUGGGACGGCGAUAAUUCUGUCACGAUUCCAUGUAACAGCUCCAUUGUUCCAUGUACUUACAUGUGUAUAUACCGCUCUGUACUAGUAUUCUUUGGAUACACAAUGCCGCUUAUCUACAUGCUACUGUCCGCUGGUCUUAUACUUCGAUCACUCAACAACCACAUGAGGAAGAUGAAUGUGACCUUGAAAACGGGACAUGAAGUCCGCAUGGAAGCCCAUCUAAAAGCUGGACACACAGUGACUUCCCUACUGCUCUUGUUUAUUGUGUACUUCGUGCUGUCUCUCUUGAGUCUAACUGAGAUAGUUCCUCAGGAUAGCCCACUUCAAUACAUUUUCUAUUUAUCCCCAAUGCUGUACUCCUUUGUAAACGGUCUUGUCAUUAUUAGAGGGAAUAGCAAACUAAGGCGAACCGCAGCAGGCAUUAUGCAAAAGUUGCAAGUUGUGAAGGGUUAA